Messenger RNA from Anopheles darlingi, 1563 nucleotides. RefSeq names its product toll-like receptor 7. Gene Ontology annotation, cellular component: extracellular matrix. Gene Ontology annotation, molecular function: protein binding. The transcript has a single exon. The record is from RefSeq and is a predicted model, not a curated record. Bases 1 to 1563 code for a protein of 520 amino acids. Lineage: Eukaryota; Metazoa; Arthropoda; Insecta; Diptera; Culicidae.
AUGGACCAAGUGAGCAUCGUGUUCGUAGUGAGUUUGGUAGCAGUUCUGAUGCUUCCACUGGCAUCAGUCACUGCAGCAAUGGUUCCGAUCUUCUGUGCUCCCGAUACAAGCUGUACGGUGAAAAAUGUAACAGCUACCGAAAACGAUUCAUACCAACUGAUUGGCACCAUUCUGCAAGCAUACAGUGUAGCAUUUGUGAACUGCCGGAUGUACAGCCUCCCACAGAUCCCUCAAGCUGGCCUAGUUUCCGCAAGUAAUAUUGAUCUUGUGCGGUUGCAUCCGAGCACUUUUGUACACUUAGAAUCGUUGGACGUAUCCUACAACCACCUGAGAGAAUUCUCACCAAAUGUAACGGAGCGCCCAGAACAGCUUAGAACUCUUGCGUUGCAAGGAAAUGUAGCCCUGACGAAUUUCACAUUUCUGCGCUCGCUAACGAACUUGAAUACUUUGAACAUGGCAGAAAUGAAUCUAAGUGGAUUCGAUUUCGAUUUGUUAAGCUCCAUGUCGAAUCUUCGGAAUUUCAAUAUGAGUCACAGCAAUAUCAGCGAGCUUUCGGCGAAUAUUAGCAGAGCAAGGGGAAGCGUUAUUGAUCUGAGUGGAAAUGUCAUCACUCGCGUUGUUUCGUAUGCCUUUCCCUGUUAUUGGGAUUUCAACUAUGGGAGAGAUUGCAUAAUCGACCUGUCGUACAACAACAUCAGUGUUAUCGAGAAGAAUGCGUUCAAAGGAAGUUUUAAAGUAAAUCUGCAGAACAAUAACAUCAUCACUAUCGAGAAGGAUACGUUCAAGGAAAAUUCUGAAGUUAAUCUGCAGAACAACAACAUAAGAAUUAUCGAGGAGGACGCGUUUGUGACUGUCCCGUAUGUUAAUUUGAAGAACAACAGCCUCAGAGACGGCAUUCACCCGAAUGCGUUUAAAAGUGUGACUGAUCUGAUCCUCUCCAACAACGAUUUGAGCAACUUCGACUUUCUGCAGCAACUACAGUCUCUGCGGACGCUUAACCUGUCGUAUGUGCCCUACUUCAGCAGAUGCGCUACUCCAUGCACCGUUUUCGGAAUGCUCAGAUCACUCGAGAUACUCGAUCUAUCGAACAAUGGUAUCACUGAGCUGCCUGUUGGUAUCUUCAGCGGAUUGGGGUCUCUAAAUGUUCUCAAUUUGCGCAACAAUCGCAUCAGCAACAUCGAGUAUGGAACGUUUGGAACUUUCAUCCGCGAGCAAAAACGGUCACAACCGACGUGUCGCAUUCUAGAAGUUGAUCUUUCGAAUAACCUUAUAACGAAUCUCGAUUUUAGCCUGUUCAGUUCUGGUUGUGUCGUUGAUAGGCUGUUGCUGCACGGCAAUCAAAUCACAAGUAUUGAUAUAACCAAGCGCGGUAUAUCCACGCUAGGUCUCCAAGACACUCAAGUUACAUGUGCGAAUUUGGUCGAACUCAUGUCAAAGGGUAUAUCUCUUGUUAAUGAUCACGAUGAUAGACACGUGCUUGACCAACCGAACGUAUUGGGUAUUCCAUGUGUAAGCCAACGAAAUCCAUAUGCGCACAAAAUGCGAAACAAUAAAGUGAAUUAA